This is a messenger RNA of Brassica napus (rape), 465 nucleotides long. RefSeq lists its product as uncharacterized. Bases 1 to 465 code for a protein of 154 amino acids. The transcript has a single exon. The record is from RefSeq and is a predicted model, not a curated record. NCBI's taxonomy places the organism in Eukaryota, Viridiplantae, Streptophyta, Magnoliopsida, Brassicales, Brassicaceae.
AUGGUUGAUGAAUUUGUGGAGAACAUGACGCAAGAAUUUGAGAUGAGCAUGUGCGGUGAACUGAAGUACUUCUUGGGACCACAGAUUGUUCAAUCAGAGGAAGGAGUGUUGAUAUCUCAGAGUGCCUAUGCACACAGUCUGGUGAAAAGAUUUGGACUUGAAGACAGCAAGAUCUCCAGAACGCAUAUGAGUUAUGCUUUAAAACUUGCACGUGAUGAAGCAGGAGAAGAUGUUGACUCAAAUCUCUAUCGAGGAAUGAUUGACAGUCUAUUGUAUCUUACUACUAGUAGACCAGAUCUAUCGUUCCGCGUUGGUGUAUGUGCAAGAUAUCAAGCAAAGCCCAAAGUGUCUCACUUAAACGUUGUGAAGAGAAUCAUCAAGUAUGUCAAAGGAACGGAGAACCUCGGAGUGUACUACUCAAGGAACUCAAACAAAAACUUAGUGGGCUAUUGCGAUGCAGACUGA